GUUUUGCCAUGUUUUUCUUAUAUGUGUGUAGUAACUUCAGGUUUAUGCUCCUCUUGCGAAGCUUAACAUUGAAGAGAGGACACUGUAUGUGCUCGUUUGCCCGGCGCCAAAAUGCAGCCCUAACACCCAAAGUUGGAAGGUCCUAAGGGUUCAGAAGUGCCAUACUGGUAUGCAAUCAAAUGAUAAUGGGGACGGGUCAGUCCAAAGUAAAGAAAAGGUUUGCUCAAAUGAGCCAACUCCUUCCUGUUCUGUGGGGAAAAAUAAUGAAGAAGAAAACAAGAGUUCCAACACCAAUGAUGAUGAUUUUGAUUUAGAUGCCUUGGCUGCAGCACUCGAGCAGGCUGCAACGGUGGCAUCCAACACAAAGAAGAAAAGUAAAUCAAAGCGUGCUAAUAAUGUCCCUAGAAAAUGCGCUGUAGUGAAGGAGAAAGUAAAUGACCUGAGUAUACCAGUUCUUCCUUGUUUCUAUAUCUAUUACGACAAGGAACAGUCGAGGGGGAAAACCAGUGUAGGUUCUAGUAGCUAUGAAAAACUUUUGGCAGAAGAGGUAAUGGACAUGGGUAAUGAUGAAGAAGAAAAAUGGGAAGGAGAAAAGUAUGAAUAUGAUAGUGCUCCUGGGGCCGACAGAACUUUCUUAAAAUUUAAGAAACGGUUGGAUGCAUAUCCUCAACAAUGCUUUAGGUAUUCAUGUGGUGGUAGUCCACUGUUGCCUACAACUAACUCACAGGAUGUUGGCACAUGUAAGCUUUGUGGUUCACGACGUCAAUAUGAACUUCAACUGAUGUCCCCAUUAUCAUAUUUUCUCGACCAAGCUGGUGAUGGUUCCUCAAAUUGUGCACCUAAUGCCUGGACUUGGCUGACUCUUGUUAUCUACACUUGCUCCAAGAGUUGCUGUCCUUCGUCUUGUUGUGGGAAACAGGGCAAUUGCUGCUGGGGAGUAGUGGAGGAGGAGAUAAUGAUGCAGGAGGAUGAAGCAUGUAACGCGUGAUGUGUUAAGCUAUCUGUAAUCUUGUGUGUUUUCAUUGUUCUUGUACUCUGUCAAUUUGACAAGUCAGUUUUGUAGGACUCCACCGAAGUACCAAACUUGUUAAUAAUAAUUCGUCUUGAAUUUCUCGUGGUGUAACUAUCAGAAUGGAAUGAUUAUGUGAACAUUAUUGGAAGUUAAAUUCUAAAUGUUGAGUUUU
This is a messenger RNA of Triticum urartu, 1184 nucleotides long. NCBI's taxonomy places the organism in Eukaryota, Viridiplantae, Streptophyta, Magnoliopsida, Poales, Poaceae. The record is from RefSeq and is a predicted model, not a curated record.